This is a messenger RNA of Manduca sexta (tobacco hornworm), 4320 nucleotides long. Its product is annotated as oxysterol-binding protein-related protein 1. Gene Ontology annotation, molecular function: sterol binding. The record is from RefSeq and is a predicted model, not a curated record. NCBI's taxonomy places the organism in Eukaryota, Metazoa, Arthropoda, Insecta, Lepidoptera, Sphingidae. Gene Ontology annotation, cellular component: intracellular membrane-bounded organelle; membrane; cytosol. Bases 186 to 1538 code for a protein of 450 amino acids. The transcript has 9 exons.
UCAUUUCCAGAUGUGUGUAAUGAACUAAUCAUGGAAAUAAACAGUACAUGACAAUAUAAUAAUUUAAGUGUUGUAACUUUUGUGUUCACUAUAUGUCGUUAGUUGCCGGCAAAGUUUUAGUGUUCUGAUAAACUUGCGAGUGAUCGGAGGGAGCCGAGAGGAAACGGGUGGAGUUUGGUUGUAAGAUGGAAGAUGCUGCCAAUCUGGGUAAAUACAGGACCUCACUCCCAGUGGCCCAGUUUAGCCGCGGCGACUUCUCCCUGUGGUCAGUACUAAAGAACUGCGUCGGCAAAGAGCUAUCCAAGAUAACCAUGCCGGUGGUGUUCAACGAGCCGCUGUCCUUCCUCCAGCGCAUGCUGGAGUACCUCGAGUACGCUCAUCUGCUGCGGAUGGCGUCGGAGCAAAGCGAUCCUGUUGCCAGGAUGGAGUAUAUUGCAGCGUUCGCAGUGAGUGCCCUCGCUUCGAACUGGGAGCGUUUGGGCAAGCCAUUCAACCCAUUGCUGGGCGAGACGUACGAACUGGAAAGGCCAGAGUUCAGGGCGGUUUGUGAACAGGUGUCUCAUCACCCGCCUGUGUCCGCAUUCCACGCUGACAGCAAGCAUUUUGUAUUCCACGGCUCAGUCCAUCCCAAAUUGAAGUUCUGCGGCAAGAGUGUGGAGAUUCAGCCCAAAGGUCAUGUGACCGUGGAAUUGCCAAGGUGGGGGGAAGCCUACACCUGGACCAACGUGAAUUGCGUGGUCCACAAUGUGAUCGUGGGGAAAUUGUGGAUCGAGCAGUACGGCGCCAUGGAGGUGACGUGCCACGGCGGAGCAGGGCUUAAGGCCAACCUCGUCUUCAAGCCAGCUGGAUUCAACAACAGAGACCUUCACCGAGUCGACGGGUUUAUAGUAGAUGCCAGUAAGAAGCGGCUUCGGUUCCUGUAUGGAAAAUGGACGGAGUACAUCAAGUGCUGCAGCGCAAGCGCGUUCGAGCAGUGGUCGCGGGAGAAGGGCGAGGAGGCGGGAGGGGCGCACACCCCCUCUCACACGCCGAAGAAGGUGCUCGCUAAACUGAACAGCUUCAAAGUCGGCGCUCUGCGGUCCAUGUCCAUACAGGAGCCUGAAGAACCAGAGACCUCGGAAGAUGUUCCAAAACCAGACGAGUCGUUCAACAUCGACAUACCGGGCUCUGUGUCGCUGUGGGAAGCGCGGCCCAGACCGGCGAAUAGUGCUCAGUACUACCAAUUCACGGAGUUCGCAAUGUCUCUGAACGAAUUAGAGCCGGGCAUGAAAGGCCAGCUGUGCCCGACCGACAGCCGCCUCAGGCCAGACGUGAGGCUCCUGGAACAGGGAGAUAUUGACGCUGCAGCUGCGGAGAAAACCAGGCUUGAAGAGAAACAGCGGGCGGCGAGGAAGCUGCUCAAGAAGUCUACUGAAGCUUGGCAGCCGAGGUGGUUCAGUCAAGGCACAAAUCCGUAUACGAAGCAAGAGGACUGGCUGUACAACGGCGGGUAUUGGGAUCGCAACUACCAACAUUUGAAGGACGUGGACAUAUUCUAAUGUACCUACGUAUGUUAUUUCGUACAGUACAGUCUAGCGAACAUAGAUCAAAUUUGUCUUGAGGGGAUUUUUCUUUUAGCUUACCAUACAUUUUUAAGUAGACAGAUUCUGGUUACCAUCGAGAGAGAAAACAUCUCUCGUCAGUCGAUUUUAUACUCGUUAUAAACCAAAAAGGUCGCGUUAUUUUGUAGGUUUCUAGUCAUAAUAACAGAAAUUACUGUGAAAUUAUUUAUGUUUAAAUUGUGCAUUAUUGCUGAAUGAUGUUGAAUUUUUUGCGCAAGUACAUGUCAUAGCCCGCCUACUAAAUGCACUUGGUAUUCAUUCAUUUAUCGAUUUUCAAAAUUGAAUAUACAUUUUUUAUUUAAUUAGUAAAGAAUUAAAAUGGCGGUACGCACUCAAUAUAAAGAUACAAUCCGUUUUACGUAUAGUAAUUUUGAUACCUAACGUCUUUCCAGUUGUUUCAUGAAGGUUUCAGUAAAUUCCAUUAUCUUAAUUUAAUUAAAAUUCUUAUAUUCGUGUAGUGAAGUAUAAAAUUUCCCAAAAUAUGUACAAAAAUAAAUGAAUGUAAUUGCGGAGCUUGAAUUAUUUAAAAUGAGAUAUAUAUUUUUGGUGCCAAAGUGCUAAGCAUUUAUUUUACGUACAAGUUGGAUAUUGAAUAUGCUUAGAUGGCGCGUGUUACAGUACUCGGCAGUAAAUAUUACACAUUGCGUUGCUCUAUAGAAAUCGUUUAAAAGUCAGUUACAAAACGUCAUAUAGUUUUGAGUGAUAGAGACAGCCUCUACAAAGCUGGUGAGAUCUAUCUCUUUCUAAAUCCAUAUUUACUACCAUUUAAAGAGAGAAUACUUUUCUUUUUUUCUCAGUACAAUGUGCAAUAAAAUUUACUGCCGAAUAUUGUAAUUCUAUAGCUUAUUCAUGGAAGGGUUGAUGAUGUAGAGGACCAGAUAUGAGUAACAAAGCGAGGAAAUACUGAUUUAUAGAGAAACAUGAAAUGUAAUAAAAAUAAAACUUAGUAGAUUGUUUACACUCAUAGAAUAAUAAAUAAGAUCUCGUAUAUUUACUAAGUUUUAUAACACAUCAAUAAGUAAUAUGCGAAUUUAAUUUGAUACGAUUAGAAAAUCGCUAUAUUUCUGCAAUAUUUAAAACAAAUUGGUUCUUCGUGUUUCUUUUUCCAGUUCUAGAAAUAAAUCAGUCUUUCCUUAGUCACAUACGUAUCGUGUUAAAAUGCUUUAGAUUAAACAUUAAGGCUUGUAUAUUAAAAUUAACUAUUUUCAGUUUAUCCUACGUAAAUUUCUAGAUAUGCCCUAAGAUCUAAGGACUUAUUCUUCAUAUAAGGAACAAUAAUUUCACAAAAAAAAGUGCAUGUCUAGCAACCAAAUGAAUGGUUAUUAUAAGCCAGCUAGUUAUCUGGAGUGUACUGCUCGUAUUUUGUCUAUUUAUUAAGAGUGAUUGCAUGGGGUGGGGUCCCCCCUCCUCCCAAAACAUUGACUUGGCUGAGAAGGUGAAAACAACAAAGAUGUGCAUUGAAUGACAUUCAUAUUCGUUUGAAAAAGAAAUGUUUGUUUGAUCCUCUAAUCACUUGGGAGUGAUUAAAGGUUCAAGCAACCAAUUUUUGGGCCUCGUGGCCCCCCUUCACCGGCUACAAACCGUGAGUGAUGGUAAUAUGAUUAAAAAAUCUGACGGACAACACCAAUAUUACUUUUCAACAAAAUGUAGAGAAGAACAUUCUUACUAUUGCUAAUUUCCGUGGCUUAAUCACACUUUCUGAACGCACCGGAGUAAUAUGGAAUUAAGUUUUGAGUGAUAAUCGAAAACUAAACCAUAUUUCUCGGCACUUACUACUAAUAUUUAUAAACCUAGUUUCUUAGAUACAGGGCAUAUUUAAACAAUAUAAUAUUAUAUCACAAGCAAAGCUUAUAACUGUAUAAAGUCAAUUAUUUAUCACAUAUUUAAGCAUGUGCUAUAAAAGAAAUAUAUUUUAUCAAAUUGAAUUACGUGUCAUGUCUGUUUAUUGUUAUUCUUUACUUCAUUAGGAUUGUUAUUUUUUUUCUAUUUAAGAUUUUAUUUGCACUGUCGUAUAUUCCAAUAAUUCAACAUAAAUAUUAAUGUUUUACAUUGUCUCGUUUAUUUGUCUUCCUAAUUGUAUUAUUUGUACAAAAUAGUUUUAAUACUUGUUUCGUCUUAUUAUUAAGUAAUAGUUUGUUACUAUCUUAGAUUUAUGUAUAGAGUGUUUCAAGGAGAUAUCAAUAAUAAAACCCAGCCAAAAGUAUAUGCCACUUGCAAGUGUAAUUAGUACAGAAACUAUAAAAAGCUACCAAUAACCAAUUAUCCAAGUAGUAAUUAAUAAACACCCUGUCUCCAAGUAUGAUUAUUUGCAACGCGCGCUUUUUGAAACACUCUGUAUAAAUUACUUUAUACCUUACUUUAUCAAUAUAUAGUUCUAAAUAGCAUAUCACCAAUAGCUUAAGAGCUUUUAAAAUCAUUUCUUAUCCCGUUACGAAAUUCCGAACCCCAAACUUCUGACUAUUACAACUUUAUCACAAAUUGUUUAGUCGAUUAGCAUUUCAAGACGGGUAAAUAGCGGAUAGAUUUUUUAUAGCUUUUUGUGUAUUUUUAGUAUAUAUAGAAAAAUAUUGAGUAGUGUUGUAUCAUUCGUGAAUUUCAACUGUAUAAUUACAUUUAACACAACGUCUUAGACGGUUAAAAAUGUAGUGAAAAUUGUAAAAAAAAUAUAUUUACUAUAAAUAAUCAAAAUGUAAUAGGUAAUAAAUAGAAUCGAUGACGA